This is a messenger RNA of Verruconis gallopava, 2487 nucleotides long. RefSeq names its product protein Ras-2. NCBI's taxonomy places the organism in Eukaryota, Fungi, Ascomycota, Dothideomycetes, Venturiales, Sympoventuriaceae. The record is from RefSeq and is a predicted model, not a curated record. The transcript has 2 exons. Bases 1005 to 1739 code for a protein of 244 amino acids. Gene Ontology annotation, biological process: signal transduction. Gene Ontology annotation, molecular function: GTP binding; GTPase activity; GDP binding. Gene Ontology annotation, cellular component: plasma membrane.
AAGACUUCUCAUUUCUGGUGCGAUUCGGCCAUUCGUCAGCUUCACCACCGCCCUCCGUCCCUUCGCGGAAACGUAUCGCGAAGACGCUGAGAUUGCUUUUUUGCUGCAUAUCCACGCCCCAUCUAUACACUUCAAACCCCCACUUUGCUCCUUGCCCACGCCGGCUGCCAGACGAAGACCGUCGCCGCCUCCUUCAUCCAUUCUCCAUUGUUAGAGCUCAGUUUUCGUGGUGGCCAGAUCUCUACGCUCAAUAGAAAGGACGGGUGACAUUCACGUGCGGCGCAUUCUUAAACUUGUUCCUCGCCCCCUGUCGCCAACCGUCCUGCUAGAGCGUCUUUCGUCUCCACUGAAUCCCUUUUAUUACCCAAAGCAAAACAAACUCUCUGCCCUUGGUCGCUCGUUGCGCUGGUCUGGACGCUCUGGAGCUCUAGAGUUCGCCUUUGCCUGGACCUCUUCUCUCCUCCUCUGCCCUCACCAACCGUUUGGCCCAAUCCGCCGCUCAGCCAAGUCUACCCUUUGCUAAGCACGGCUGCCACACACGCCGCACCCAAUCUUUCCAGGCUCUGCGAGAAAGCGGGCCACGCGUGCAGCAAGCAGCCGUUCUCAAGCAACGAAGCUGCAGCGAGUGCUUCUGUCUCGUUGUCCUCUCAACGCCAACGAUCGCUGCCCGCCCACGCGGAUCAUCGUCGUGUGCUGCGACAGUGUGCAAACCGGCCUGGUCACCUGUCCGUCGUUUCCUGGUCGAACAAGUCAGCUGCUCUGAGCUUACACCUGACAGGUUCGGAAGAAAAUCGACCACAUACGGCAAGACACAGCAGACUCUGCUCUGCCUUGUCACAGUCCGGGUGUGUUGUUGCAGACGCACGGAGAUCGAUUCGCUCCGCACGCCAAAAGAUCUCGACCCUUUUUCCGUUUGACUGGUUUGAUCCUCCCACCCCACAUUCGACACCUACAAACCAAGCUCCGCAAGUGCUGUGACCUCCCCAAAACAAACGUGGCCCAAGAUGUCGGCUAAAAUGACCUUGUACAAACUGGUGGUGUUGGGGGAUGGCGGUGUCGGCAAGACGGCCCUCACCAUACAGCUUUGUUUGAACCAUUUCGUCGAAACGUACGACCCCACCAUCGAGGACUCUUAUCGCAAGCAGGUUCAGAUUGACGGCCAAUCGUGCAUGCUCGAAGUUCUCGACACUGCGGGGCAAGAAGAGUACACGGCACUUCGUGAUCAGUGGAUACGCGACGGCGAGGGCUUCGUGCUCGUGUACAGCAUCUCAUCACGAGCAUCGUUUGCAAGAAUCGAGAAGUUCCAUCGUCAAAUUCAGAGAGUCAAAGAGUCAUCACAAUCGGGAUCGCCCUCGUAUCCCGGCUCGCCGCUGAGCACGACAUCAACCGGCUCCGGUAGCUUCGGCCCAGCGCCCAUCAUGCUCGUGGGCAACAAGUGCGAUCGUGUCACAGAGCGAGAGGUCUCGACACAAGAGGGCAGCGCCCUUGCACGCGAACUCGGCUGCGAUUUUGUCGAGGCGUCUGCAAAGAACUGUGUGAACGUCGAGAAGGCCUUCUACGAUGUUGUGCGCCAGCUGCGACGCCAGAGGCAACAGAUGUAUCGCUCAUCUGAUCACAGGAGAGGAACCCACAACUCCGAUCACGGUCGUCGGAUACCACGAGACGAGCGAGCGUACGGGCGCGACAAAGAUCGCCGGAAACGCGACAGGAAGGAAAAAGGCGGCUGCACCAUACUAUGAGCCUGCCCGCAUGGUGGCAGCGUUAUGGGACUAAGGUCAUGCUUGUUGGUACUGGCACAUGCGUUUCGCUCGACAUCUACUCGCCCAAUUCUCCAGCGAUCAAGGAACACCGUUCAAAAUCGCCCCUUGACGCUCUCCAUCCACCCCAAUGAAGCUUCUAAACACUAGCACAAGGUUGUCGUACAAUUUUGCACCUCACUGGUGCCCUUGGUUGUUUGUACUAGCCGGGCGUUUCGGUCAGCCUGGUGUCACGAAGACAUCCACUACCAUCUUCCCACCGGGCCACAAAAGCUGGAUGUCUGUUUUUGGAUAUAAGGUUGUUUGGAUUACAGGAGAAUGGAAAGGUUGUCUGGGAUAGGACACUGGCGUUCUUGGUCCCUGUCAAAUGACGUUGGACGCAUCAUUUCAUGGACGCACAGCGAAGAAGGUUCAUGGAGAUUUACUGCAUGAUGGCGGCGCACUUGUGGUUGGCGAAACAUGGCGCGCAUAGCAAGCAUAAGGUUUUUUCUGCGAUCACCUUGCUUGGCUCGCGGACUCGUUCUGCUAGGGAAGAGUUCCCCGCGACUUGUAUCCUUGAAUCAGGCCAUCUGACCGCUAUCAGCAUGGUUCAGCCUUGAGAAUAAAAAAAAAUGCAAAUCCACGAGAGAGUUCAUGACUCAAGUCUGUCCAUCCCUGCACAAUUCUUAGGGGUGCUUCUGUAGACAAGUCCCUUUUUAUCACGACGCACAAGCUCUUCAAGGCCUUAUCU